Messenger RNA from Platichthys flesus (European flounder), 1298 nucleotides. It is a transcript of the gene tmem74b, whose product is annotated as transmembrane protein 74B. The transcript has 4 exons. Lineage: Eukaryota; Metazoa; Chordata; Actinopteri; Pleuronectiformes; Pleuronectidae. The record is from RefSeq and is a predicted model, not a curated record. Bases 218 to 1084 code for a protein of 288 amino acids.
UCUCCCUCCCUCCUCCUCUCUCCUCCUCAAGCAUCCUCCUCCUCUCCGGAUGCGACGGUGUCCACGGUCGCCUGCCUCCCGCCUGCCUCGCGCCUGCUCCCGGCUCCAGCUCCAGACAGAAGCUGCAGGGGCGACUGUGAUGAGACCAGAAGAGGAAUGGAAAACGGUGACGACCAAGAGAGUUUGGUGAAGAGAUGAGCUCAUCGAACACAUCUCGAUGGAAUCCUCUUUCAACGCCGUAGAGCUCCGGGAGCUGCGGGGCGGAGGAGGCCGGAGAGGCGUGUCUCCAUCGCGGGACACGGCGCCCUGGACAGCGGGCGCAGUGGGCAGCUCCGCCCGAGGCUUCGAGAACGGCUCCUUCCAGCAGGACGAGGAGCAAAACCACCACCAGCACCACCACCAGCAGGAGGAGGAGGUGGAGGAGGAGGUGGUGAGCUGCCCACCUUCAACUUCAGGCAACAGCAAGCAUCAGGAGCUCUGCCCUCAGUCGUACGAUGAGGAGGAAGGAGGAGGAGGAGGGGGGGAGGACGGAGGACAGGGCUUCACCGAGAUAAACCCGGCCGACGACCACUCGGCGGAUUACGGCUUCGUCUUCGCCCUGGUGUUCCUGGUGAGCGGGAUCGUCCUGGUGGUCAUCGCCUACACCAUCCCCAGAGAGGCCAAAGUGGACCCGGACUCGGUGUCGGCCCGGCAGAUGGAGAAGCUGGAGAUGUACUACGCCCAGCUGGGCUCCCACCUGGACAAGUGCAUCAUCGCGGGCCUGGGCCUGCUGACCCUGGGGGGGAUGUUCCUGUCCGUGCUCCUCAUGGUGUCCAUAUGCCGCGGCGAGAUGUACCGACGUCGGGCAGCGUUCGUUCGACCCAAGAGGACUUACGGCUCCAUCAACCUGAGGAUGAAGCAGCUGGCGACAGGAGAGGCCGGAGAGGGCGGGGACGGAGGGGAGGAGUUUCUGGUGGAGCCCGCAGAGACUCGGAAUAACAUUCAACCGGGGGCGAGCCGGGACUCCAGAUCUGAACCCAGCAGAAACCCUCCGGAUGCUUCUUCCUCUUCUUCUUCCUCAGCUGCUGCACACGGACUCAACUAGCUGUGUGUUACCGUGCUGCCUUCCUCCGGGUGAGCGCUCAGCUGCAACACGGGGAUGCAAAAUGGUGCAGAUCCCCCAUUUGUGCUGAGAGAAGCUCGUCCCCAGCACAAGACUUUGGGCUGCAGCAGCCCGGCUUCAACCCGGCACUCUGGGAUGAAGGUAAACCGAGUUAAUGGGUUAUUUAAUCUCACCGAUCGCAUAAGGGAAGUAUAAC